Messenger RNA from Pomacea canaliculata, 1107 nucleotides. RefSeq names its product sperm-tail PG-rich repeat-containing protein 2-like. The transcript is spliced from 7 exons. The coding region runs from base 1 to 1107 and encodes 368 amino acids. Lineage: Eukaryota; Metazoa; Mollusca; Gastropoda; Architaenioglossa; Ampullariidae. The record is from RefSeq and is a predicted model, not a curated record.
AUGUAUGACAGAGCAGCACGAGAUUUUGGUUUUAUUGCUGGGUCUACUUCUGCUAAUGUUGGCCCAGGCAGUUAUGACCCUGACCUGCCAAGCAAAGCACGUCUUAAGUCAGAUGGUUAUGCUCCAUUUCUAUCUAUGACAAGCCGUGACUCAUUUCUAAACAUUGGUGAUAAUGUGGUGGCAGCACCUGGACCUGGCCAUUAUGACCCAAACAUACCACAGAAAAAUAUCAAGGGUGGACAUACACUUUCAACAAAGGAGAAGAGAUUCAAGAAUCUUUCAACUGAUACUCCUGGCCCAGGAACUUACAACUGUGACAAAAUCCAGGACUUUCCUCAUAAGGUUACAACUGCUCCAGAUUUUGGAACAGGAAAGCUUGUAAGCAGCAGAGUCAAGUUUCAUAGAAAAGCAGACGCACCAUCAAUUCCUUCAAGAGGUCUGGCAUAUGGAUAUGAAGAAUGUGAAGAUGGAACCUUGCGGAAGCAGGAGGCACCAAGCAGGGAUACCACCAUUGGUCCUGCAUUCUACAACCCACACAGUACGGAUCCGAAGCCAACACGGCAGUACAAAGGCGUGCACUUUGGCAAAAUGACCUCCCAGCGGACGGACUUUGGUGGUAAAGGUGGCCCUGGGCCUGGAGACUACGACCCUUACAAGGAGGUGCUCAACAAGGCCGAGAACGCCAACGUGCACGACGAAGAAGUCGCCGCUAGAUUUGCUCCGAUCAAGAACGCAGUCCCCCCACCAGGCACCUACAACGACCCCCGCACAGCCCUGGAAACUGUGAAGCGAAUCUCGGGGUUGAAACGAAGUCCCUUUGGUCAGACCUCCGUCCGUUUCCAGCCUACCCAUCAUAAUGUCAAGGACACUCCAGGUCCAGGCACUUACAACAGCAGCGGCAUUGGGGCGGAAAGCAUGAAGAAGGCAUACCUGGAGAGUACCCGUAAGGGGGUGUUCGGCACCACCGCCCCCCGCUACACGGGUAUGCUUAUGAACAGCGUGGAGCAGCCCGGCCCCGCCCACUACCAGGUGAAGGAGAAACCAUUCCAGGCCCGCUACACACAGCCCACCGCCAACUUCGCCUCCGUCACCAGCAGGCUGCCCUGA